This is a messenger RNA of Musa acuminata subsp. malaccensis (wild Malaysian banana), 1608 nucleotides long. The record is from RefSeq and is a predicted model, not a curated record. Lineage: Eukaryota; Viridiplantae; Streptophyta; Magnoliopsida; Zingiberales; Musaceae.
GACAUCUACAUUGCGACGUCGCUGAUGGACCUUUAUGGGAUGUGUUCUCAAGCACUGGAUGCUCGUAAGGUGUUCGAUCACAUGCCUGAUAAAGACGUUGUGGCUUGGAAUGUGAUGCUCUCUAGCUACGCUUGCUUAGGUAUGAUGCGGCUCGCAGAACAGUUGUUUGAGGAGAUUCCCCUGCGAAAUGUUAACUCUUGGACUGCGUUGAUCUGUGGGUUCUUGGAAUGUGGAGAUUUAAGCGAAUCAAUGAUCGCCUUUCACCGAAUGCAGCUCGAUGGUUUGAAGCCUGACAAAGUCAUGGCUGUCACAAUGUUAUCUGCUAUUGCUGAUCUAGGAAUGCUGGAUUCAGGUAAGUGGUUUCAUGAGUAUGUGAAGAAGAAUGAGAUUGCAAUUGAUGCUUAUGUUGGCAAUGCACUCGUAGAUAUGUAUGCUAAAUGCGGCAGUAUCCAGGAUGCCAGACUAGUGUUCGAUGAGAUAAUUCGAAAAAAUAUUUCAUGCUACAAUUCUAUGAUCUUCGGACUGGCUGCUCAUGGACUAGGGGAGGAAGCUCUUGAAAUAUUCACAGAUGCUGAGAGAACUGGGAUUGGAAUAGAUGACAUUACUAUGACUGCGGUUCUAACUGCAUGCAGCCACUCUGGCUUGGUCGAGGAAGGUCUGAAGUACUUUAAAACAAUGCAAAAUGUUUAUGGCAUUGAGCCUAAGACAGAAUAUUAUGGAUGCAUUGUUGAUCUUCUGGGAAGAGCUGGAAGAUUUGAUGAGGCAAUGCAGAUCAUAGAGAUCACAGAGGAUGAUUCUUUCAUAUUGGGAACGUUAGCUGCAGCUUGUAGGACUCAUGGAAAUCUUGGGUUAGCCAAUGAACUAGUAAAAAACAUCUCCAAGUUGGAUCCAACAAAUUGUGGGUUUCUAGUGUUGCAAGCUAAUGCUGAAGCAGCUAGUGGGAGGUGGGAAGAGGCUGUAAAUGUUAGAAGACUGAUAAAGGAUACUAGAAUCAAGAAGAGGCCUAGUUGCUGUUGGAUUGAAGUGGGAAAUGAAGUGCACGAGUUUGUUGCUAGUGACAACUCUCAUCUAAAUUCAGUAAAGAGUGCGAGGACCAUGUUAACAACACCUCAAAGCAUUAGAAGGUUAGCCAAGUGAUCUGUGACACUGUUUGCUUCCUCAGAAAGAAGACUAGACGAGACAAAAUAAAAGAAGAGGCAGAUGUAGAUUGGCAAGGAUGAUGUUACCACCAAGUGAUGAAGCCGGUGUUUGUCGCUGCAUCAUUGUCUGGUUCAUCUUGCUAGGUUUUUGAAGAGGUUCUCCAGAACUCCCUGUGCGCUGGGAAGCCAUGGCCUUCAUGGCAACGUAUCUGGGAGCCCUGAGAUGGCAUGGAAGGAAACAUUGGGUUGUGAAGCAACUGCUUCUGUUGCUGCUGACACCCCUCCUUCGGCUUAAGAGAGAAGAGAAGGUGUUGAUGCUUGAAGUAGCCGACGACAUAUUCUCCAGUAUGUCGAGGUUGACGUUGGGGAUCAGAGUUUAGUUUGAUCUCAGACGUCUCUCUCUCCAUAAAUAAAUAAAUAUUAUAUCUCGGGGAUAGAAUUUGUUGAGUAAAAAAACCUGAAAGAUUUA